AUGGCUACUUUCAAUAUCAUCGUUCUUCUCUCGUUCCUCUCCUCCAUCGUCUCCGCUCAUUUCUCCAUCAAGUAUCCUCCACCGCGAGGGAAUUCCUUCCUUCCGCCUGCUUCUCAGUGGGAAUAUCCGUGUGCAAACAUCAACACCACCGAGAACCGUACUCUCUACCCUACCGCUUCCUUCCCCAUCAAUCUUGACUUGCAUCAUCCAUGGACAUAUGUAUUCAUCAAUCUUGGCCUCGGUAUAAACGGUUCCUCCAACCUCAAUAUCUCCCUCACACCCUCCCCCUUAAACACCACCGGAUCCGGCUACCUCUGUCUCUCCGACUUUGAUUUACCCUCCGGCGUCACCCUCGAAGAUGGCAUGAACGCCACAAUCCAAGUUGUUACUAUUGGUGAAAGUGGAAGUGCACUCUACAAUUGCGCAGACAUCACCUUCUCUGGCAACAUCACUGCACUCAAAGCUUCAGAUAACUCAACCCAAUGUCCUACCACCCCCGGCAUCACAGUCACCACACUCACCGAUGCAUCAAACACCACUUCCACAAACACCACAUCUAGUACUUCCGCCACUGGUACUUCGAUUGGAUCGAAAAGUGCCGGUGGUUCUCUAAGUACUAUUGCUGUAUUCCUAGGUGCUUUUUGCGUUGCCGGACUUUCAGUCAUUUAA
This is a messenger RNA of Botrytis porri, 669 nucleotides long. RefSeq lists its product as uncharacterized. The coding region runs from base 1 to 669 and encodes 222 amino acids. The transcript has 4 exons. NCBI's taxonomy places the organism in Eukaryota, Fungi, Ascomycota, Leotiomycetes, Helotiales, Sclerotiniaceae. The record is from RefSeq and is a predicted model, not a curated record.